Molecule: messenger RNA, 617 nt
Organism: Nezara viridula (southern green stink bug)
Lineage: Eukaryota; Metazoa; Arthropoda; Insecta; Hemiptera; Pentatomidae
Source: the annotation of a GenBank genome assembly
AUGAUCGAUCACUACACGGCCGGAGCUGGAACAGUUCCGCUCAACUUCCGGCCGUGUAGAUUGGAAGCCGCGAUACCGAAGAUCUGGAAAUGCGAUCGAUCCGGAGCAGACAGACUCCGGGAGACACAGUCAGACACCGAGCCCUCGAGAGAUAAAAGUUUGACAGACGGGCCCAGAGGGAAGACACGCUCUAAGUUAUUAGUUUCCCAAGACUGCUCUUGCGCAUCCUCAGCGGCGCACCUGAGUCCAGGCACCCGUGUAAUUGGAACUGCGCGCCUCCAGGAUAUCCAGGCUCGUUCCCGAGGGAUGCUCCCUGCCCUGUGUGCUGGAUUUUCCCCUUCCUUCGUCUACCGGUCUCGGAAAGCAAAGGUCGACAAUGUUAUUGAAGGGGAGCCAUUACCGUUUGAGGGGAGAUGUCACACCCCCCAUCCAGGACCCUUGGCAAGUCUCAUCACGUGACUCCAUUGGCCCAACGGUGACGUGGACAAAUGCCACUUAUGACGUCACUAGCAUCCCCUUCGUUCUGGAAUCUCGCUUCAUCGUAUUGGAAACAUCUAUACUUCCGGUUCUAAUAUUUUAUUUUCUUGUUGUUAAUAAAUAAAUGCUGUUAAUAAAUA